CUCCAAUAAAUAAAAACCUCUUAUGUUAGUGAUGAUCCCAUCCAGAAAAUCCUGAUAAAUCAUUUCAUUCAUUUUCUCUCUCCUCCUCUUCUUCUCCUCCCAAUCAAUCGCCAUUGUUAUACCUCCAUUUCUCAGAUCCAUUCAACCAUGGCUACUGCUGUCUUCAAUGGCGAUGAAACCGCUCCCUUCUUCGGCUUCCUUGGUGCCGCCGCUGCUCUCGUCUUCUCCUGUAUGGGAGCUGCGUAUGGAACAGCGAAGAGUGGUGUAGGAGUUGCAUCAAUGGGAGUGAUGAGACCUGAAUUGGUGAUGAAAUCGAUUGUUCCAGUUGUUAUGGCUGGAGUUUUGGGUAUUUACGGCUUGAUUAUUGCUGUUAUCAUUAGUACUGGUAUUAACCCUAAGGCUAAAUCUUACUACCUCUUUGAUGGUUAUGCUCAUCUUUCUUCUGGUCUUGCUUGUGGUCUUGCUGGUCUUUCUGCUGGUAUGGCCAUUGGUAUCGUCGGUGAUGCUGGUGUUAGAGCCAAUGCCCAACAGCCCAAGCUUUUCGUUGGAAUGAUCCUUAUCCUUAUUUUUGCUGAAGCUUUGGCUUUGUACGGUCUCAUUGUUGGUAUCAUCCUCUCAUCCCGUGCUGGUCAGUCAAGAGCCGACUAGAAGCAGUUCGCCUCUUAAUCUUUGCUGUUUCCAUUGCCACCGCUGGAGAUGUAAUUUUUUUCUUACUCGGGCAGUGAGAGGGUUACUUGGCAUUCAAAGUGGCUCCUCUUGAAGGAUUUGAUUAUGGUCUUAUUGUUUUGAGUUGUGAUUAGUGGUUCUACAUGGAGAUUGUUAAAACCAGAAUAUGUAGAGUUUAAUAGUUAGUGUCUCCUCCAAAUAAAGUUAUGAUGUAUCAUUAUUUCCCAUCUUUGCACUCCUGGAUAUGGAGAUUUGGUUUGGACAUCCUGUAACAGUAUGUUGUGUUAGAUGCCAAAUAUUCUUUUGAUCUUUUCAUUCGUGGAUUCGAUAUACAUAAUUUAAGCAUCAUUCUUGCUUUGAUUUU
Messenger RNA from Chenopodium quinoa (quinoa), 1030 nucleotides. RefSeq names its product V-type proton ATPase 16 kDa proteolipid subunit-like. Lineage: Eukaryota; Viridiplantae; Streptophyta; Magnoliopsida; Caryophyllales; Amaranthaceae. Gene Ontology annotation, molecular function: proton-transporting ATPase activity, rotational mechanism. Gene Ontology annotation, biological process: proton transmembrane transport. The record is from RefSeq and is a predicted model, not a curated record. Bases 148 to 648 code for a protein of 166 amino acids. The transcript has 3 exons. Gene Ontology annotation, cellular component: proton-transporting V-type ATPase, V0 domain.